UGUCAUGCAGCGUACAGGUACAGGAGAACAGCCUACGGGAGAAAGACGGGGCAGCAGCUCUUUUCCCUUUCACGGCUCGCUUUCAUAUCCCUCGCAUCGUACCAGCUUAGCAGAGGUUGGUUACUCCUUUUGUGGCUCACACCUAGCCGGCUCCAACUGAGAAGAAAACACCAGCCCACGCGGCUUUGGACCUACUAUCGCUUGUUCCGUCAGCGGCCUCUGGAAGGCGGCAAAGGAGAAAGGCGGAGCAGCUCCGUGUAGAGGGAGGCCGUGAACGAACGAAAGGAAGGAGGAGCAGUUGGUGCCGCCGCCGCCGCCACCACCUCUCCUGCCAGGCCAUGGCCCUGGUCGGGCCUCUUCAGUAGCCUCUGAAGAGGGGGGGGCAAAGAGCGCAGAAGUGUGGGGUGGUUCCCUUCCUGCGAAGCGCCUCCAAUGUCAAGGGAGGCGGGUGCUGGGCUCUGAGCGGCGGCGGCUUCUCGCCUUCCUCAUUCAACGUCCUCCUGUCUGCGGGGGCGCGCAACCGCCGACGCAACGCCCAGGCUCCGACUGAGGAGAGGCCGCGGCCUGCAAGAGCGGAAAGAAAAAGAGGGAGCAGGUUGCUUGCGUGUGAGGCGCAACAUGUCGAGCCAGGCCCCUGCGGCCUGGGCUUCCCAGUGGCCCCAAUAAAGCCCGGGCGGAAGAACCUCGUAUGAGGCCUCUCCGUGGUCCAGGAGGCGCCUCCGUCGGGCCCUCCUUCCCCCGCUGCUGCUGAGCAAGAAGAGACCCGCAGAAACAGCCCAGCGAGAGGGGUCCUGCUCUGCCUCGCCGUUUCCACACCGGCCCGUCCUCUGGUCUUUCCCUUCCAUCUUCGUAGACGCGCACCCGCAUACGUUACCAGUUGGAAGCGAAGGAAUGUCUUCUGCCAACUCCGCGGACAUGAUUGAAACUCCUCCAGUGCUCAACUUCGAAGAAAUUGACUACAAAGCAAUCGAGGUGGAAGAGGUUGUUGGAAGAGGAGCCUUUGGAGUUGUUUGCAAAGCAAAAUGGCGAGCAAAAGAUGUGGCCAUUAAGCAAAUAGAAAGUGAAUCUGAACGAAAAGCCUUCAUAGUAGAGCUUCGACAGUUGUCACGUGUGAACCAUCCUAAUAUUGUCAAGUUAUAUGGAGCUUGUUUGAACCCAGUUUGUCUUGUUAUGGAAUAUGCUGAAGGAGGUUCUCUCUAUAAUGUCCUACAUGGUGCUGAGCCUCUGCCUUACUACACUGCUGCACAUGCAAUGAGUUGGUGUUUACAGUGUUCCCAGGGAGUAGCAUAUCUUCAUAGCAUGAAACCGAAGGCUCUCAUUCACAGAGACCUAAAACCACCAAACUUGCUCUUGGUGGCAGGGGGGACGGUUUUAAAAAUCUGUGAUUUUGGUACAGCCUGUGAUAUUCAGACACACAUGACCAACAAUAAGGGAAGUGCUGCUUGGAUGGCACCAGAGGUUUUUGAAGGUAGCAAUUACAGUGAAAAAUGUGAUGUAUUCAGUUGGGGUAUUAUUCUUUGGGAAGUGAUUACCCGUAGAAAACCUUUUGAUGAGAUUGGUGGUCCUGCUUUUCGAAUCAUGUGGGCAGUUCAUAAUGGUACUAGGCCACCACUGAUAAAAAAUUUACCUAAGCCUAUUGAGAGCUUAAUGACUCGCUGUUGGUCUAAAGAUCCUUCACAACGACCUUCUAUGGAGGAAAUUGUCAAAAUAAUGACACAUUUGAUGCAGUACUUUCCAGGAGCUGAUGAACCUUUACAAUACCCUUGUCAGUUUUCUGAUGAAGGCCAAAGCAACUCUGCCACUAGUACAGGCUCCUUCAUGGAUAUGACUUCCACAAAUACUAGUAACAAGAGUGAAGUUAACGUGGAACCAAAUGACUUUCAAGGAACUGCUACCAAUGAUACUAUUAAACGCUUAGAGUCAAAACUGGCCCAGCAAAUGAAAAAUUCAGCAAAGCAGUCGGGAGAGCCUGGCCGCUUGAGUUUACCUCCGUCUCGUGGUAGCAGCGUUGAGAGCUUGUCAGAAGUUCGUGGGCGACCGCAGCCAGCUCUUGUUUCUGGAGAAGGCAAGCGAAUGAGUGCUGAUAUGUCUGAAAUUGAAGCAAGAAUUGCUGCUACCACCGCCUUUUCCAAACCUAAACGAGGCCAUCGUAAAACUGCUUCAUUUGGCAACAUUCUGGAUGUCCCAGAGAUCAUCAAACCAGGCAACGGACAACAGAGGCGCAGAUCUGUUCAAGACCUUAGUGUUGCUGGAACAGAUUCCAACCAGGAAAGCAGAAACAAUAGUAGAUCAUCUAGUCCUAGUGUGAGAAUGAUCACUACCUCGGGGCCAACCUCUGAAAAGCCAGCUCGUAGUCUUCCAUGGACACCUGAUGAUUCUACAGAUACUAAUGGGUCUGAUAACUCCAUCCCUAUGGCAUAUCUUACAUUAGAUCACCAGUUGCAGCCUUUAGCACCGUGUCCAAACUCAAAGGAAUCUAUGGCUGUGUUUGAACAGCACUGUAAAAUGGCACAAGAAUAUAUGAAAGUUCAGACAGAAAUUGCACUACUGUUGCAAAGAAAGCAAGAACUAAUAGCAGAACUGGACCAGGAUGAAAAAGACCAGCAAAAUACAUCACGUUUGGUACAAGAACAUAAAAAGCUUUUAGAUGAAAAUAAAAGCCUUUCUGCAUACUACCAGCAAUGCAAAAAACAGUUGGAGGUCAUCCGAAAUCAGCAACAAAAACGUCAAGGGACAUCUUGAUUCAGUGGAACUUCAAACUGACAAUGAUGCACAGAAAAACUUUUUUUUAAUUAUCCCUUAAUAUGACAACUUCUGCGUGUUCCCUUAUUGGUGUGUGCUGAAUGUAUAGACAUACCUGCAGUUCAAUAUCCUUUUUAUUUGGGUGAACAUUGAGUUGUUUGAGAAAGGAAAGAGCAGCUACAUGAAUUAGCAGCAGCACUAAACAUAAAGCGAAAUGCAAUGAACUCUGGCUGUUUGCAUGCCCCUUGUGUGAUGGCUAGCCUACCAAAAGUGAUUAAGUGGCUGGUAAAUUGUAAGAUCUUUUGGUGUUAACGCAAUAGGAACAGUGUAGAAUUUUUUUCCAUUUUUAGAAUGUUUUUGUUAUUCUCUCAUCUCGGACUGUUUGCAAAAAUCAGUCAUUUUCCAGGACUCCACCUUGCACCAAGCUCAUGAGGUGAUGCUGGCUAAGCAAUGCAUUCUUUUGAAUACGGGAAGUCUAAGCUGAUGCCACCAUCACUGGCCGAGCGUUUGAUCACCCUGCAUUUUGACUAAAAUUUCUUGUAUUCAUGCUAUCAUGAAAUCCUGUAUUUUCUUUACAUUUGAGGGUCAAGGAAUGGAAAAAAUAUGGGGAUGUUUAUCAAGGCCAUAUGUGCAAAUUGAGGAUAAAGAUUCGUUAAGCCAAAUGGAUCCAGUUACAUUAUGUAUGGUUAAGUAUGGACAUGUAUGGAAUUGCUUUGUCUCAUCUUAAGGGUUGCCACUGUGCCGAGACACUGAGCACGUUCCAUUACAUCAGGGAUGUGACACCUGAGGUCUUCCAUUUUGGACUACAACUCUGAUCAUCCCUGUCUGUUGGCCAUGCUGGCUGGGGCUCAUAGGUGUUCAAUAACAUCUAGAAGCCCCAGUUCCCUGUCCCAGCUUUAAAUCUCCUGAUGCAGCAAGAGAGAAGGUAGUUGCAGUCCCUCUUGGACCCUGUUCUGUGCCCCACUUUUUGACCUGUCAGUUGUGAGCAGGAGGAUUCCAACAUCAAGUGAGGGGAUGAUGAUAGGGACUGAACAGGGAACAAGUGUGAGGAAGAGCGACGGCCUUCUCUUGUGAGAGAUUAAAAGGAAUGUGCUCAGAUUGCAAGAUAACCACCCUGCGCCAUCUUUUAGAAUAAUUAGAUCAUUGUAACGUGUAUCAAUCAAAAAUUAAUUUUGAAAAAGAAUACACCUGAUAAGCUCUCCCAAUAACCACCUUCAUGUUUUAAGGAAACAGUAGCUCACAAUCCAAAGUACAAUUGGGGACUUAGCAGUGGGAUUUUAAAACUUUUUUUUUACCCCAUUAGAGUAGCAGCCCCCCUAACCCAUGCAAUAUAAUCUGCUUUUGAACGGCCCCAAGUUUCAAGAGUGGCUUUCCAUGUAGUGGGCAGCUGCUGUUCAGGAAUUGCAGAACAAGAUGAUGAAAUAGUGGGACUGAUUUAGGUAGCUUUUACUACAUAAAAUGCCUACUGUCUUCUGAGUCAGAAGCAGAAAGGCUGUAUUUUGACAAUAUGUUUAUUGUUGUCUCGGUACUUUGAACCACAAAGAUUACACAUUAUGAAUACUUUUGUAUAUAUGUAAAUAUGGCCCAGUGAGGUGAGAGGGAAGGAUUAUUGAUUCCAGCCAGAUCUUGGAAAAGUUACUUUUUUAAACUACAACUCCCAUCAGCCCCAGCCAGCAUAGCUACUGGAUUGGGCUGAUGGGAGUUGUAGUUCAAAAAAGUAACUUUUCCAAGCUCUGAUUCCAGCUAUAGAUUUUGUAAGUCAGAAAAUCAUGGUUUUACCAUAUGGGAAUAAUUCAUUCAAAUACAGAAAAAAUUAAAGAUAAAGCUAACAACCUGUGGUUAGAAUUGUCUAAAAGGAACACAUACAACCUUUCAGUUUCCCAUUUCCAUCAUUCUUUGGAUUUACAUUGAGAACUGGCAUAACUUUCAGCCUGUUUGAAAUACACAGCCUGAUUUUGUGCAUGUUUCCUCAGCGUUAUGCCCAACUUUCAGUGGGGCUUACUCCCAGGAAAGCAUGCACAGCAAUGCAGCCUUAAUAUGGAAAUACAUUUAUGGAACAGCUUUGGUGUUUAAUAACUUGAAACUUAUACAACAAAAAUUGAAAUUGCUAUCAAUGAAAUAUCUAAGUCAUCGAAACAUUUGAACUGAUAAGUGUUGGGCUUCAAUUCAAGCUCACUUCUCACAAAACGGUCCCCUAUGAAAGGUUUUUUAAAUAGUUGCACACUGUUAACAUUGUAUAUUCUGCCUGUGCACAUUAUUGUAAAACGUACUGGUUUACAGAGGCAUGGUGAGCCAUUGCACCCAGAUGCUGCUUUAUUGUGAAACAGACCUUAGAAAACCCAUCUGUUUAGGAGCCAUUCCAAGGUGCUGAGCACUCCCUACAGUUACAUUGCAAUCCUGUGCUUAUUUACUCAGAAAUGUGUUCAGCAUGUGCAGUGUGGUUUACUCCUUAGUAAGUGUGUGUAGGAUCUUAGCUACAUAUCUGGGAGUAAGUCCCAUUGAAUUCCUAUUGACUUCUGAAUAGACAGAGAAUUGCACUGUCUAGGAUAGGAUAAAGUGCUGAACUUUAUCCUUGCCCUCCUCUGUUUCUUUAAACUGAGUUAUGGCUGACUUGUGCUCAAAGAUUACCAAAUUUAAACAGUCUCUUCAACUUUAAAAAUAAAUCCAUCCUUGGCAUGUUAUCAGAGUUAAAGCCCAUCUCAUUUUGAUUAAAUAAAGGGAAGGGUUAUAAUUCCUGAAAUCUUAGCAUAUAAUUUGAUUAGUUAGCUGAAACUGAUAUUGGCAUCAACGUAAAGGCACACCUAUUUAUAGCAAAAUGUAAUUGGCAGGGAAAGUAACUAUAGUAUUAGGAAUAGCACAAAGUUAUCCAAAGCAUUGCUGUUGGCAUACAUCUGUCAGGUUAGCCAAAUGGAUACAGUUGUGGUACAUACCACUUUUCUCAGCUAAUUGGAGUAUGAGUAAGCACAUCUGUAUAAAAAGCAUUAAACUUUGACUUUUUUACA
Molecule: messenger RNA, 5744 nt
Organism: Rhineura floridana
Lineage: Eukaryota; Metazoa; Chordata; Lepidosauria; Squamata; Rhineuridae
Gene: MAP3K7
Product: mitogen-activated protein kinase kinase kinase 7
Exons: 17
Coding region: 892-2742 (616 amino acids)
Biological process (GO): positive regulation of canonical NF-kappaB signal transduction; JNK cascade; protein phosphorylation
Molecular function (GO): magnesium ion binding; ATP binding; MAP kinase kinase kinase activity
Source: RefSeq, a predicted model, not a curated record